Messenger RNA from Carica papaya (papaya), 1803 nucleotides. RefSeq names its product floral homeotic protein (HUA1) (gene HUA1). The record is from RefSeq and is a predicted model, not a curated record. Lineage: Eukaryota; Viridiplantae; Streptophyta; Magnoliopsida; Brassicales; Caricaceae. Gene Ontology annotation, molecular function: mRNA binding; metal ion binding.
UCGUUGUUGGCUUGUUGCUCCACUGUGGAAGAGUAUAACAAGUGUAAACUGCACCCGAAAUUUGGAACAUGUACAAUUUGGUUAGGGUUUAGUUUUAAUGGCGAAUCAGCUGUACGGCUACGAAUCGGCCACGACUAAAUCAGCAGCAGCAGCGGCGGCCAAGGCAAAGUCGACUCUCUCUUCUCUCUUCGGCACCACCAGGUCUCGCUCGGAGACAUAUUUAUCUGAUACGACUCUCCGAUACCUGAGCGCCGGGUCGGAUUCUCUUGUAUCGGACCUUACCAGCAAGUACUCCUCUAUAGGAACCUCCUCCACCAUGUAUCACCAUCUAGCGCAAACGGCUUCGCUUUUGGCUUCUUCUCAGCAGCAUCAGGCCACGUGGCCUCCAGGAGUCGAUGUUCCUCCCGCUCCUGGCGUUGAACCCCUUCUGCCUCCCGGCGUCAAACGCUCUUCCGACGUGCUGUACCAUCCGACUCUUUUGGGCGCCCAUGACACAAUUGGGCAAAGUGAAGCUUGGUAUACUACCACCUCUUUUGCCAAGCGGUAUAGAUUGGAGAGUACAAGCCAUUUGCCUAUAUAUCCACAGAGACCAGGAGAGAAAGAUUGUGCCCACUAUAUGCAAACAAGAACCUGUAAAUUUGGAGAUAGCUGCAAGUUUGACCAUCCUAUUUGGGUUCCUGAGGGUGGAAUCCCAGAUUGGAAAGAGGUUCCCCUUCCUUCUGGCAGUGAGUUACCUGAGAGACCAGGGCAACCGGAUUGUCCCUAUUUUAUGAAGACGCAAAGAUGCAAGUUUGGUUUCAAGUGCAGAUUUAAUCAUCCAAGAGAUAAAUUGGAAACGGUGGGUGCUACUGAAAAUCCUGGUGCAUUGCCAGAAAGGCCCUUUGAGCCCCAAUGUGCUUUUUACAUGAAGACUGGACAAUGUAAAUUUGGCCCAACGUGCAAAUUCCAUCACCCAAAAGAUAUCCAAAUACUGGCAGCUGGGCAAGAGAAUGGGAAUGGUGAGCAGACUGGGUCAGCAUUCAAGAGCGAGGGAGCUAAUGCAGUCACAUUCUCUCCAGCACUGUAUCAGAACACCAAAGGACUUCCUAUAAGACCGGGUGAGGUGGAUUGUCCAUUCUAUCUGAAAACUGGAAGUUGCAAGUAUGGUGCUACUUGCCGCUACAAUCAUCCGGACAGAAAUGCAUUCAUUCCUCCAGCUGCAAUAGGUGCCAUGGUAGCAUCAUCAGCUACUAAUCUGAAUAUUGGAGUUGUCAGUCCAGCUACCUCUAUAUAUCAGACUAUUGACCCCAGAUUGGCCCAGCCAAUGUUGGGAGUGGCUCCGGCUAUUUAUCCUCAACGACCUGGACAGGCGGAAUGUGAUUACUAUAUGAAGACUGGGGAGUGCAAGUUUGGAGAAAGAUGCAAGUUUGAUCACCCCAUUGAUCGAACACUCUCACUGAGUAAGCAAGCUUGUCAGCUCAGUAUUAAGCUCACUCUCGCAGGAUUACCGAGGAGAGAGGGCGCUGUUCAUUGUCCGUAUUAUAUGAAGACUGGAACGUGCAAGUACGGUUCAACAUGCAAAUUUGACCACCCCCCUCCAGGUGAAGCAAUGGCUAUUGCAUCAUCACAUUGUGGCGAAGAAGCAAAUGAUGGCGGGAAAGAGAUUGAAGGUGUUCAAAAUCAGUAGCUAUGAAGACAAAGCCUCUGUAAGGGUGAUUAUUUUCUUGGUUACUUGAUUAUGUGUUUGUGAAAUUUACUCUUCUAACAGAAAUGUCUCAGCAUCUAUAUUUAGCAAAUGUGAGGUUUCUGCAAAUCAUCUUGCCC